AUGUCUAGCUAUAUUGCAUAUGGUAGUGGCAUUUGUUUUACAGUGUUGUCCGAGAGAAAGAUUUCUUUACCAUCAGAUGUAAUAAUGGGUAAAACGUUAAAGCUGAGUCAGCAAAAAAUAAUGGAGACUGAAGCAAGCAGUAGAAAUCAUCUGAACGAUAAUUCAUUGUCAAGAGAAGAAAACUGUAGCAUUGAUAAGGUUAUUCAACAUUGUCACACUUUAAGGGAAUCGUAUAUGUUUGGAAAACAUAACACUUCAAUUGAAGAGAAGUUGUAUCCACUAGCUUUUGCAAUGAAAAUUCAUACACACGGUAACCAAGCACACAGACUUUUAAGAUACAUUUAUCAUCAACAUAAUAUAUACUGUAUACAUAUCGAUGGAAAAGCAGAUAUUGAAAUCUACAAGAGAUUCAAACUAAUUGAGUCAUGUUUUGAUAACAUUAUUGUUAUCGAAGAUCGAGUACGUGUGGUUUACUCAACAAUACGUGUUGUAGAGGCAGAGCUAAAAUGUAUGAAAGCUUUAAGUGGAUCAACAACGAAAUGGAAAUAUUAUAUCAAUUUAACUGGACAAGAAUUUAUGUUGAAGACCAAUGCAGAACUUGUGAAGAUAUUAAAAGCUAUGAAUGGAACUAAUGAUAUUGAAAGUUAUCCGGUACCAUUUACAGAAUAUCAUAAAUUUAAACAAAGAACAUUAAUCAUAAACGCAAAUCCUAUUAUAACGCGUCAAAAGAAGCAAGGAUUUCGUCAAAACAUUAUAAUACAUAAAGGAAGUGCUUACGGAAUGUUCAGUAGAGAAUUUGUAAAUUUCAUUUUAAAUGACAAUUUUGUGAAAGAUUUUUUGAUUUGGUUAGGAGACACUUACGCUCCAGAAGAAUUAAUCUGGGCAACAUUACAAGUGUUGCCAGGUACUCCCGGAGGGCGUCCCAACUCAGUGUCCACCAAAGACAAUUAUAUUUCACGGGCUGUCAAGUGGCAAAUGGAUCAAACAGUAACUUGUCAUGGAAAAUACGUACACUGGAUUUGUAUUUAUGGUUUAGAGGAUCUUCCAUGGUUACUUAGUCAUAGAAAUAUUGUUGCAAACAAAUUUUAUGAAGACUUUGACCCACUUGCCUUAUAUUGUGUUGAAAAUAUUAUGUAUUUAAGGUUAAUGCAUGGCAAAUGA
Messenger RNA from Ruditapes philippinarum (Manila clam), 1161 nucleotides. RefSeq names its product beta-1,3-galactosyl-O-glycosyl-glycoprotein beta-1,6-N-acetylglucosaminyltransferase 4-like. The record is from RefSeq and is a predicted model, not a curated record. Gene Ontology annotation, cellular component: membrane. The transcript has a single exon. Gene Ontology annotation, molecular function: acetylglucosaminyltransferase activity. NCBI's taxonomy places the organism in Eukaryota, Metazoa, Mollusca, Bivalvia, Venerida, Veneridae. Bases 1 to 1161 code for a protein of 386 amino acids.